Molecule: messenger RNA, 1418 nt
Organism: Elephantulus edwardii (Cape elephant shrew)
Lineage: Eukaryota; Metazoa; Chordata; Mammalia; Macroscelidea; Macroscelididae
Gene: MMAA
Product: methylmalonic aciduria (cobalamin deficiency) cblA type
Exons: 6
Coding region: 21-1283 (420 amino acids)
Cellular component (GO): cytoplasm
Molecular function (GO): GTP binding; GTPase activity
Source: RefSeq, a predicted model, not a curated record
UUUCUUCAGGUAGAAACAAAAUGAAUAUUCCUGUGCUGCUCCAGUGUUCUCACCAGCAUCUCCUAAGAGGCCUUUUAAGCACACCUUUCCUGCGUUCCCGCUUCAUCUGUCCCUCAAGUACUCACCUCGGAUCAGGAAUCUCAUGUACUCAGCCAUUUAAUUCUCUUGGACUCUAUUGUACAAAGCGGAUGCUGCCAUCAGUUGGUGUAAAGAGAAAAUUAUGUGUCCAAACAACCUUAAAGCAACACACAGAAAGACUUUCUGAUAAAGAGCAAAGAUUUGUGGAUAAACUUUAUACUGGCUUAAUCCAGGGACAAAGGGCCUGCUUAGCAGAGGCCAUUACUCUUAUAGAAUCAGCUCACCACAGGAAAAAAGAGUUGGCCCAGGUGCUUCUUCAGAAGGUAUUAAUCUACCACAGAGAACAAGAACAAUUAAAUAAAGGAAAACCACUAGCAUUUCGAGUGGGAUUAUCUGGGCCCCCUGGUGCUGGAAAAUCAACAUUUAUAGAAUAUUUCGGAAAAAUGCUUACAGAGAGAGGGCACAAAGUAUCUGUGCUGGCUGUGGACCCUUCUUCUUGUACUAGUGGUGGAUCACUCUUAGGUGAUAAAACUCGAAUGACUGAGUUAUCAAGAGAUAUGAAUGCAUACAUCAGGCCUUCCCCUACCAGAGGAACUUUAGGAGGUGUGACCCGGACUACAAAUGAAGCUAUUCUUUUGUGUGAAGGAGGGGGAUAUAAUAUCAUUCUUAUUGAAACUGUAGGUGUGGGUCAGUCGGAGUUUGCCGUUGCUGACAUGGUUGACAUGUUUGUUUUACUGCUGCCACCAGCAGGAGGAGAUGAAUUGCAGGGUAUCAAAAGGGGUAUCAUUGAGAUGGCAGAUCUGGUUGCUGUCACCAAAUCUGAUGGAGACUUGAUUGUACCAGCUCGAAGGAUACAAGCUGAGUAUGUGAGUGCCCUGAAGUUACUCCGCAAACGUUCAGAAGUCUGGAGACCAAAGGUAAUUCGUAUUUCUUCCAGAAGUGGAGAGGGGAUCUCUGAGAUGUGGGAUAAGAUGAAAGAAUUCCAGAACCUCAUGCUUGCCAGUGGGGAGCUGACUGCCAAACGACAGAAGCAGCAGAAAGUUUGGAUGUGGAACCUCAUCCAAGAGAGCGUGCUAGAGCACUUCAGGACCCACCCCACGGUGAGGGAACAGAUCCCGCUUCUGGAAAGAAGAGUUCUCAGCGGGGCCUUGCCUCCAGGACUAGCCGCAGACUUGUUGCUGAAAGCUUUUAAAGACAGAGACUGACAACAUUUACUCUGUACAGUGAACUGCUGUAAGUUUCAUAAGGCAUUUUAAUAUUAAAAAAAACACUGGUAAUUGCUUAUAUGUUCAGAAACAUUUUGUAGCAUUUGGAUUAUUACUUUGUGAGUCAUGCCUGAA